Hippopotamus amphibius kiboko is the source of this 451-nucleotide messenger RNA. RefSeq names its product cortexin domain containing 2 (gene CTXND2). Lineage: Eukaryota; Metazoa; Chordata; Mammalia; Artiodactyla; Hippopotamidae. The record is from RefSeq and is a predicted model, not a curated record. The coding region runs from base 129 to 296 and encodes 55 amino acids. The transcript has 2 exons.
GGGAGGGCGAGGAAGAAGUCCAGCUGUCUCCCUAAUCCCGCCUCUUCUGCCUUAGAGGAAUGUGACAAAUCUGAAGAUAUUCCUGAGGAAGUAGCUACAGCCGGACAAGGGGAGAGCUGUAUGUUCCCAUGGAUGAUUCAAGCCUGUCCAGCAGUGUUGAUGUAGACAAAGGCUUUGCCAUUGCCUUCGUUGUUUUUCUGUUUCUGUUCCUAAUGGUGAUGAUUUUUCGGUGUGCCAAGUUGGUGAAGAAUCCCUAUGAGGCCAGCUCCACAACCACAGAACCAUCUCUGAGCUGAACUAUGAUAAAGCCUGGUAGACUUCCCUUUACAGGAGACUUGAAAUCUUUUAUACGGACAUUUAUGAAACAGACUUUUUAUUAUUUCACCUCCCUAUUUCUCAGUCUUCUCACUCUUGCAUUUCACAUUAGGCACAUGAGGGUAAGUUGAGAAUA